UAAUCUUUUUAUGUAAACAAGAAAUAGUCUCCUAAACGCUUUUUCAUAACGCAAGUUAAAUUGAAGUGUUCGAGCGUUUGUUUUACAUUGAUUGUGCAACAUGGCGUCAACAUCGCUGUCAGAAAAACAGAGCAGUGAAAAAGAAACAGCACAGAAUCUCAGAGAGACAGAGAGAAGCCCAGUGAAAGGUUCAAAGAAAGAAUCAGCAGCAGACAAUGAAAGAGCCUCUUCGGAACCCUCCACGUCAAGUGUGUCACCAAGCAGCAAGCAAGACUCGGCAGAGAAAAAGAGGAAAUAUGAACCUAGUGAGGCAGAAAUAAAAGCAUAUAAGCAUAAACGAGAAAAACAAGAAGAAGAGAGACUAAAAAUGCAAGUUCUGGUGUCCAAUUUUACAGAGGAGCAGCUAAACAGAUACGAGAUGUUCAGAAGAGCUGCUUUUCCAAGGGCUGCAAUCAAAAGGCUGAUGCAGUCCAUAACUAGGACCAGCGUAUCUCAUAAUGUUGUCAUAGCGAUGGCUGGGAUUGCCAAAGUCUUUGUCGGAGAGGUGGUGGAAGAAGCCCUGGACAUCAUGGAGAAGAAUAAAGAGACUGGACCAAUACAACCCAAACAUUUACGAGAAUCGGUGCGCAGGAUUCGAAAAAGGGACAGUCUGUCUAAGUCCAAAAAGGUUUUACUAAACACGUGAUACCAAGAACUCAGGGACGAAAAAAGUCAGGUGUCAAAAAAGAACUUCUGUGAUGUCUGAAGAAGUGUAGCUUUGUCACAGAUCCAGCAUUCAUGUUUUCUAUUGGCUGGAAAUUCAGUGUUGUUAUGUUGUGAUUUUACUAUACUGCUAUAAUGGUGCUGGCUGUGGUGAAUAUUGAAGUGUACUACACUGUAGUGAGAAGUUCCUACUGCUUUUUGAGGAGGGGGUAGGGGGUGGAGGGAUG
Saccostrea cuccullata (small rock oyster) is the source of this 929-nucleotide messenger RNA. RefSeq names its product transcription initiation factor TFIID subunit 11-like. The record is from RefSeq and is a predicted model, not a curated record. Gene Ontology annotation, molecular function: transcription coactivator activity; protein heterodimerization activity. Gene Ontology annotation, biological process: RNA polymerase II preinitiation complex assembly; transcription initiation at RNA polymerase II promoter. The transcript has 4 exons. Lineage: Eukaryota; Metazoa; Mollusca; Bivalvia; Ostreida; Ostreidae. Gene Ontology annotation, cellular component: transcription factor TFIID complex; nucleus. The coding region runs from base 101 to 685 and encodes 194 amino acids.